AUGGUCUCUACAGCCACCACCACCGGCGCCGCCGCCAGCAGCACGACUUGUGGAUCGUCCGCGCAGUUUGAGCUGCCCGUGAAAGACGCUGCUUGUGGUGUCCCCAACACGAACAAAUAUAAAAGCCUCCUCGAGCAGUGCGCCAAACCGGCCGGGGUUCUCCCCUACGACUACGAUUGCGCCUUGUACGGACUGGCGGUAGAUCAGUCCGUCCAGGAUCUUACCGACUGUUUGUAUGACGCCGGCGUAGCCUGGAAAGACGUCUGGUGCUACGGAGACACCAAUGCCACGGCCACGGCCACUUCCUUUCCGACAGCCACGGCGACCUCCAGCAAGACGAGCACCAACAGCAAGACGCGCACCGCCAGCUCUUCCUCUGCCAGCUCCACGGAAACAUCGGCGGCCACGACAGUGCAACUCUCCAAAGGUCCCAUGAGCCUUCCGUCCGUGGUGGUCCUCUCGACCCUUCUCGUAUCUGCUGCCCUGUUUGGUCUGCAUUGA
Molecule: messenger RNA, 501 nt
Organism: Aspergillus melleus
Lineage: Eukaryota; Fungi; Ascomycota; Eurotiomycetes; Eurotiales; Aspergillaceae
Exons: 1
Coding region: 1-501 (166 amino acids)
Source: RefSeq, a predicted model, not a curated record